GUGUAGUGACCCAGCCUGGUCCACGAUGUCUCGAAGUGGCCGCUCCAAGAGGACAAGGUCAUCCACAGGCCAGUGUGAGCCUCCUCAGGGACCAGGCGUCCAUGUCUAUCUGUUCUGGACCAAGGGAGGGGAGCGCUAUCUGACCCACACAGAGGGCAAGGUGACAGCUGAGGAGCUUUCUAUCUCUGCAGCACAGACUGUGGGUAAGAGCAAGUGCCAUUUAUUUUUCUAAUGAAACAGAUACAAUAUUUUGUGCGAGUAUUGAGAAGGAAUUUAGGGCUCUCAGGUUAGCUGUGUGGUGUUCUGUUUCCUCAUGUUUGAGGACAUUGGCAGCCUGGCACAUAAGGGUGUAUGUGGGUUGAUGACCCCAGGCAUCUGGGUUGCACAGUGCAUUCGGAAUGUAUUCAGAACCCUUCACUUUUUCCACAUUUUGUUACGUUCAGCCUUAUUCUAAAAUGAUUUAAAUAGUUUAUUUUCUUCAUCAAUCUACACACAAUACCCCAUAAUGACAAAUCAAAAACAGGUUUUGAGAAAUGUUUGCAAAUGUAUUACAAAUAAAAAAACGGAAAUAUCACAUUUACAUAAGGAUUCAGACUCUUUACUUUGUUGAAGCACCUUUUGGCAGCGAUUACAGCCUCAAGUCUUCUUGGGUAUGAGGCUACAGGCUUGGCACACCUGUAUUCUUCUCUGCAGAUCCUCUCAAGCUCUGUCAGGUUGGAUGGGGAGCGUUGCUGAACAGCUAUUUUCAGGUCUCUCCAGAGAUGUUCGAUCGGGUUCAGGUCCGGUCUCUGGAUGGGCCACUCAAGGACAUUCAGAGACUUGUCCUGAAGCCACUCCUGCGUUGUCUUGGCUGUGUGCUUAGAGUCGUUGUCCUGUUGGAAGAUGAACCUUCAACCCAGUCGGAGGUCCUGAGCACUCUGGAGCAGGUUUUCAUCAAGGAUCUCUCUGUACUUUGCUCCGUUCAUCUUUCCGUCGAUCCUGACUAGUCUCCCAGUCUCUGCCGCUGAAAAACAUCCCCAAAGCAUGAUGCUGCCACCACCAUGCUUCACCGUAGGGAUGUUAUUUGCCAGGUAAUGAGCGGUGCCUGGUUUCCUCCAGACGUGACACUUGGCAUUCAGGCCAAAGAGUUCAAUUUUGGUUUCAUCAGAACAGAGAAUCUUGUUUCUCAUGGUCUGAGAGUCCUUUAGGUGCCCUUUGGCAAACUCCAAGCGGGUUGACGUGCCUUUUACUGAGGAGUGGCUUCCGUCUGGCCACUCUACCAUAAAGGCCUGAUUGGUGCUGAAGAGAUGGUUAUCCUUCUGGAAAGUUCUCCCAUUUCCAUAGAGGAACUCAAGAGCUCUGUCAGAGUGACCAUCGGGUUCUUGGUCACCUCCCUGACCAAGGCCCUUAUGAAUUUACCACAUGUGGACUCCAAUCAAGUUGUAGAAACAUCUCAAGGAUGAUCAAUGGAAACAAGAUGCACCUGAGCUCAAUUUUCGAGUCUCAUAGAAAAGGGUAUGAAUACUUAUGUAAAUUAGGUAUUUCUGGGGUUUUUUACAUUAGCAAAAAUGUUUAAAAACCUGUUUUCACUUUGUCAUUAUGGGGUAUUGUGUGUAGAUUGAUGAGGAAAAUAAACUAUUUAAUCCACUUUAGAAUAAGGCUAUAAAGUAACAAAAUACGGAAAGGAGUCUGAAUACUUUUCGAAUGCACUUUAUGUCAUUGAAAGGGUUUAUCCAAGGUGUGUGUAACCUACAUAUCUGUCCCCCCUAGGUAUCACUCCACUGUGCCAUGUUCUGUUUUCCCUAUAUGACCCUGAAUCCCACUGCUGGUACAGUCCAAACCAUUUCUUCAACCCAGAAGAGAAGACAAGCCUGACACUCCAUUAUCGCAUGAGGUUAGUUAGUGUGUGUGUGUGUGUAAAAAAGGCUGUCCUGCUCCCCUCUCUACCUACAUUUCCCACAGUCCCUUCAGUUUCCCUUGAGUCCCGUUAGUUUGGCUGUUCAGCAUACCUUCGUUAUCCCUCACCCAUCAUAGCCCUGCCAUUCCCAACCAAUCAGAGCGAUUGGAAAGGCGCAUCUGGACACUGCACCCACCCACUCAGGUCAGAGUGUUAUCGUUGUCCGAAGAAAGAAGACGCAUAUUUCUGAUGACUAUUUUUAUUGUGGACAGUAACCUGAAUGUGGUGCGUGCAUUGCGAAAUAACCACAAAUCAUUUGGAGUAACACAAGUACUAUUCCACCAAGAUUCACUCCCAGUCAAGAUUCAUGUUAUAUUACCAAAAGUGGGUGUGUGCUUAAUGUGUGUUUCUCUCUUUAUCUAUAAUUGUUACUAUGGUGUGAACGGGAAAUACAAUUGGCAGUGGUGUAAAGUAACUAAGUAGUCGUGUGUGGCUCAGUUAGUAGAGCAUGGCGCUUGCAACGCCAGGGUUGUGUGUUCGAUUCCCACUGGGGACCGGAAUUGAAAAUGUGUGCACUCACUACUGUAAGUCGCUCUGGAUAAGAGCGUCUGCUAAAUGACUGAAAUGAAAUGUAAUGAAAAGGAAAUAAAAACCCUGAAAAGAGAAGCAUCAGCAUUGUUCUCACCGGACCCAAAUCCCAGUCAGCAUAAUUGUACUAGCAGGUGAGAGCAUUCACAGCCGACCGCUCAGACGGGCGAGGGCAUACCAGCCAACCGUUUUUAUAGUGUGUGUUUGUGUGAAAGAGUGUUAGUAUCGGUCUGUAUGGGGAGACUAUGCACUGUAUGCUUUUACGUACAGGCAUAUUUCUAUAGGGGAUUUUCUCUUUCUGUUCCCAGGUUUUACUUUCGGAAUUGGCAUGGGUUGAGUGAGAAGGAGCCGUCAGUGCUGCGAUAUGACCCACAGUCAGGGACAGGGCACGAGGGUUCACCUCUACUGGAAAUGCCCUCCCUGGAAUACCUCUUCUCCCAGGUGAGUUUCAGAAUGAGGCGUGGUUUAUCCCAAAUGUGUUUGUAUUCAUAUAUUCCUGUGGAAGUGUACAUUCACAUAACAAUCCUGUGUCACACUUACAUUUUCAUAUUGUGAACAUGUGUAAGAAAAAGUAAUAAGUCAUUUCCUUUUUGUUUCUCUUAGGCAAAGUUUGAUUUUGUGAAUGAUGUCGUGCCGAUGGAGGAUGCUCAGGGAAAGGAAGAAUUGAGUCGCUUUAAGAAUGAGAGUCUGGGGAUGGCUGUGCUGCACCUCUCUCACCAGGCCCUGCACUCAGGCUGCACGCUACAGGAAGUGGCCAAGUCUGUCAGGUAAGCCAUGAGUCAGAGUGGAUGGGUGCAUUGCUUCAGGAAGGGCUUUGACAAGGUUUCAGACAUUACAAGGUUUCAGACAUUACUGAGGCUGUGUUCAAAAUGUCACCUUAUUCACUAUCAAAAGUAGUGCACUAUAUAGGGAAUCUAGUUCCAUUACAAACGCAGCCUUAAUGUUUUGUAUUACUUCCAUAUUCCCCUUGUCAUACUGUAGCUUCCUGCGCUGCAUUCCGAGAUCCUUCUCCAAACACAUAGCGAGGGACAACUUCCUGACCAAGAUCCGUAUCCGGCGUGUGUUUGCUGACUUUGUGAGGAACUUCCAGGAGCACACUGUGGACGUAGGACGCCUGGGCUCCCAGGAGGUCAUGUAUAAAUACCUGUCUACUCUGGAGCACCUAGCCCCCCACUUCGGCACUGAGACCUUCCUCGCGGCCCACCUGGAGCUGAGGCAGGACGGGGGCGACGGGAGCGGCUCCUACCUCACCACCAGCCACGCCCACGGGGCCUCUGACCCUGAGAACUUUGGCCCUCAGGCCACGCAUGAAGUCAUGGUGUCUGGUACCAAGGGGAUUCAGUGGAGGAAGAUCACUGUGCAGAAGGUAUGUCUGUCUGUCCCAUUGGAUGUCUAUCAGGCUCUUUUGACUUCUAAUUAGAACUGUGAGUUUUGCCUUUGUGUGUUUCUCGUAGUAUGCCUUCUUUGGGAUGUUCUGUAACUUUGUCUAUCCAUUCUAGGCUCAGGCCAACAGUUACUUUGGGAAUGAUUACUUAGGGAAUCGGAAAAGUGUGAAGCAAUCGCUCCUCCAGCAAGAACCCAAAUCCUUCGACACAUGGACGUCUUUCUGCGACUUCCCUGAAAUCUCCCACAUCGCCAUCACUGGAGCCAACGUCAGCAUCAUUAAACAGGACAACUUCUCUAUGGUUAGAGCACCUGCCUCUCAACUGCUUUCUGUUGGGCCCCAAUUUUAUCUUGAAAUAUACACACUUAACUCAAGAUUUAUACAAAAUCCUGAGUCAAGUGUUCAGAUCUCAAGUUAGGUUUGGGUGUGUGUGUGAAGUUGCAUCUUACUAUAUGAUGUAUGUCUAUAUGGAAGCGGGGUAUCUGACUGUGAAAUGUGUGUAGGUGGUGUUUUCUGGGGAUGAUAUGUUUAUAUGUGUGUAGGAGGUUGAAAUGAUGUCCAGCCUGGAGGCUCUGUCUUUCGUCUCUCUCCUGGACGGGUACUUCCGGCUCACUGCAGACGCACACCACUACCUGUGUCACGAGGUGGCUCCGCCCAGAGUAGUGCUCAGUGCCACCAAUGGCCUCCAUGGACCAAUGAAGUGAGUAACACACACACACACAUACACACACUGCCCUGGCUCCCACUACAAUUCUGACUGUCUUUUUCAGUGAUGACUUUGUGCUGCAGAGACUGAGGAAGGAAGCAGUUGAAGAGGGAGCCUUUCUUGUGCGCUGGAGCGUCCUCGACUACCACCGCAUCAUAUUAGCUGUUCUAAACAAGAGUCAGGUAAAAGUGCCUCCACAUCAAACCCUGAAGGAUGGGGAACAUGGCAAAUGUAGGGUAAAAAAAUAUAAAAGCAAUACAAUGUCAUUAGAAGUUAUAUAUUUGGAUGCAUGUGUGUGUCUUUGCUGGCCUCCUAUAGAAUGGACAAGCUGCAAUCCACAAGCAGUUCAGGAUCCUGCAGAGGGGUUCAGUGUUUUCUCUGGAAGGCUGGGACCGAGAGUUCUCCACUGUCAAGGAGCUCACCGACAGCCUCAAGACCUUUGUGCUCAAGUCUGGCACAGACAAUUUCACUGUGAAGAAAUGCUGCCUACCCCGACCUGCAGGUUAGUUUUUGUGUGAUGUGUGUUUUAUAGAUGUGCAUUGGUGCUGUGCUAACUUAAAACAGCUCAACAUAUGUACAGAGAUGUUAUUCUGUAAGGGAGUGUUGUAUUGUGUGUCCAUGUUUUCCUGUACUGUAUUUGAACGAGUGUUUGUGUGUGCUGUAGAACUGUCCAACCUCUUGGUGAUGAGGCAGGGUGCGGACCAGUGUGUUCAGCCUGACUCUGUGGCCCUCUGUCUGACUCAGCUGAGGUUCCAUCAGAUCAAAGAAAAGGAGAUCACCCAGGUGAGAGAGAGAGAGCAUUCUUCUCUUCUAUAUAUCUCUCUGCCCUCCUUUGUGUAUGUUUCACCUGGGUUAUAUUCAGUAGGGCACACCGUAGCGAAACAAUUUGCAACGGUACCUCCCAGUUUCACUUAAUUUCAAGACAUUUUUCCCUACUGAACACUGAUGCACUUCUCUAUCUUUGUCCAGGUUGUACCCAGUACUUCUAAAAUGUCUGUAUGUCUGUUUGUCCCUGUGCUCAGGAGCAGCAUCUGGGCCGUGGGACCAGGACCAACAUAUACUCGGGCAUUCUGUUGGUGUGGGGCGGAGCGGAGGAUGAGGAUGAGGAGGACAAGUGGAACAACAACCUUACUGAUUGCAAAGGGAUCCGAGUGGUUCUUAAGAUCUUGGACCAGAGCCACAAGGACAUAGCAUUAGUGAGUUACCAUUACUGUAUCAUUGCCAGCUCAUUAUCCUCUUAUAAGCAUUUAUCGCGUGAUGAGUAACCUUACCUGAGACCUGAAGACUUUAGCUCUGUCAAAUAAUGCCUGGGCUUUAGCUCUGUGCGAUAACACCAUCCCACGUUCCAAUUCAGUUUGCCACUAUCACGCAACGGUUUCUUAUGGACCUUGUUGUUUCUAAACUACCGUUUUCACCAAUUCAACUCUGUUGAAUGUGAACCUUUGUUUACAAUGUCAUGAUAAUCCUUCCUCUUUCCUGUCCUCUCGUAGGCGUUCUUUGAAACAGCCAGUCUGAUGAGCCAAGUAUCUCACAGUCACCUGGUCUUUGUACACGGAGUGUCUGUCAAAGGAUCUGAGAGUAAGUCACCAUGCCACUACUCAACCUCACACUUCCUCAUUCAGCUGUGCAACUUCCUUCUUCAGCGCUGACACUUCCCUCUCAGAAGGUGAAUUGUAUUGGUUGUUUGAAUUACAAGGCAACUGUACUGGUGUACAGUACAACCACAAGUCCGACUCUCAGCCAAACCAUAGCCCUUUAAUUAGACUCAAUACAUUGACGUUACGGUCAUCUGUAACAGUAAGUGGUGUGAUCCUUGAUAAUAAUUCUUGUCUUUGACCUGUCUGCAGACAUCAUGGUGGAGGAGUUUGUGGAGUUUGGGCCUCUGGAUGUGUUCCUGCGAAGGGAAAGGGCGCUGGUCACUCCUCAGUGGAAAUUUACUGUAGCCAAACAGCUGGCCAGUGCCUUGAGCUACCUCGUAAGUCAGCCUGAUACCCUCACAUCACAAACAACUACCAUUAUUCCUCACUCAUUAUAUGAAACAAUUAUAUUUUAGGGUGUUGGGGUAUCCUGUCUUCUGUGAUAGCCCCUCCAUUUCAAACUCCAAACCCUUGUGUCUAUAGUUAAUUUAUUGCCAACCCUUAUCUCCCACUGUUGAGUGUCCUUAAUGUACUGUAUGUUGUAACCCCUACCACCUGGUUACUGCAGGAGACUAAACAACUGGUACAUGGUAACGUCUGUGCCAAAAACAUUCUGGUGGCUCGCCGUGGUCUGGAGCAGGGCACCUUUCCCUUCAUCAAGCUGAGCGAUCCAGGCAUCGCCCUCAACGUGCUGUCCAGAGAAGGUUAGUUCCUACCUGACCAAUAAAACAGUUAGUUCCUACCAGACCACUUCCAUGUUGGGCAACACUACAUGACAAAUAGAAUCUCUCCACAGUGAGUUAUUUUAUUUUGGCUACUCUUGAUUUCCGUCUCUGGUGGUUUUGCUUGCUCUUCAUUCUUUUAGAUCAGAUUGAGUCACAGGAAGCCCUGCGCAAAUCACUUCCUGGUUGCUGUGAGGCCCAUUUCCUGUUGUCUUGCACUUGUCAUCAUAUUGACACUUUGCACGAAGGCUUUAGAGGUCAUGUUGUUUGUGCUGUGAGACCAUGUGAUUCAUGUAGCUACAGAAUGUAGUGGUAUUAUAUAGCCGAGCCUGGUCUGAGUUAGGCUGUCUGUGUGCUCUACAGAGCGUGUCGAGCGAAUCCCAUGGAUCGCCCCGGAGUGUGUGCCAAGCGGUGCCCCCAUCGGCCGCGCUGCCGACCAGUGGAGCUUUGGUGCCACACUGCUGGAGAUCUGCAACAAUGGAGAUUUGCCCAUGAGUGGCAGCACACUCACUGAGGUACCUACAGCCCUAUCAUCACUGCCCUCCAAUUCUCCUCCUCUAAUCAUAACUAAUUUAUCUGCCAUCCUCUUGCCAUGCCUGUGAUUCAUGCUGACCCCUGACCUCUCUCCUGCCAACAGAAAGAGCGUUUUUACGCGACGCGGAGUCGCCUCACCGAGCCCUCGUCGCAGGAACUGGCCAGCUUCAUUAGCAUGUGUUUGACCUACGAACCCCGGGAGAGGCCGUCCUUCCGCACUGUGCUUCGAGAGCUCACUGAGCUACAGAUCAAGAGUAUGUCCUCUCCUUUUAUUCAGUUUCCUCUUCUGUCUUUAGAUUGACCACAUUUUAAUGAUUGAUUACUGUUGCUUUAAUGUUGCUGUCAUGGUUUCUGAUCAGAUCCUGACAUAUCCCCCCUGGAGUCUCGCCCCGACGUUGACCCGAACGUUUUCCUAAAACGCUACUUGAAAAAGAUCCGGGACUUAGGAGAGGUGAGUUAAUUUCCCCGCAGAACAACAUGACUCUUAUAAACCUUCUUCUAGAAGAACAGCGCCGGAAGAAGAUGGCUGCCGUUUUACAGCCCUCUAACCAAUUGUACUAUUAUGUGUGUUUUUCCGCGUUAUUUGUAAUUUAUUUUGUACAUAAUGUUUAUGCCAUCGUCUCUUAUAACCAAAGAGAGCUUCUGGAUAUCAGGACAGCGAUUACUCACCUCGCGUUGGACGAACACUUUUUUUUCAACGAGGCGUUCGCGAAGGAUAUUCUACAGACUCCAGACAAGGCCCAGAUCCCCGUCAUUCGCGUGAGGAAGAGACGGAGAUACCGUGGACGUAGGUCGGGGUGCCUUGUAAAGAUCCGACGGCGAACGAGUAAACUGCCUCUCCCAUCAAUCCUAUUAGCCAACGUUCAAGCUUUGGAUAAUAAAAUGGACGAUUUAAGAUUACGGUUAUCCUACCAACGGGACAUUAAAAACUGUAAUAUCUUAUGUUUCACGGAGUCGUGGCUGAAUGACAACAAUGACAACAUUCAGCUAGCAGGCUAUACGCUACAUCGGCAGGACAGAACGGCAGACUCGGGUAAGACGAGGGGUGGCGGUCUCUGUAUUUUUGUAAACAACAGCUGGUGCACAAAAUCAAAUACUAAGGAAGUCUCAAGGUUUUGCUCGCCUGAGGUAGAGUAUCUUAUGAUAAGCUGUAGACCACACUAUUUACCAAGAGAGUUUUCAUCUAUACUUUUCAUAGCUGUCUAUUUACCACCACAAACCAAUGCUGGCAUUAAGAUUGCACUGAAUGAGUUGUACAAGGCCAUUAAUCAACAGGAAAACGCUCAUCCAGAUGCAGCGCUCCUAGUAGCAGGGGACUUUAAUGCAGGGAAACUUAAAUCCGUUCUACCUCAUUUCUACCAGCAUGUUAAAUGUGCAACCAGAGGGGAAAAAACUCUAGACCACCUUUACUCCACACACAGAGACGCAUACAAAGCUCUCCCUCGCCCUCCAUUUGGCAAAUCUGACCAUAACUCUAUCCUCCUGAUUCCUGCUUAUAAGCAAAAACUGAAGCAGGAAGCACCAGUGACUCGGCUAAUAAAAAAGUGGUCAGAUGACGCAGAUGCUAAGCUACAGGACUGUUUUGCUAGCACAGACUGGAACAUGUUCAGGGAUUCUUCAGACAGCAUUGAGGAGUACACCACAUCAGUCACUGGCUUCAUCAAUAAGUGCAUCGAUGAUGUCGUCCCCACAGUGACCGUACGUACAUACCCCAACCAGAAGCCAUGGAUUACAGGAAACAUCCGCACUGAGCUAAAGGGUAGAGCUGCCGCUUUCAAGGAACGGGACUCUAACCCGGACGCUUAUAAGAAAUCCCGCUAUGACCUCCGACGAACCAUCAAACAGGCAAAGAGUCAAUACAGGUCUAAGAUUGAAUCAUACUACACUGGCUCUGACGCUCGUCGGAUGUGGCAGGGCUUGAAAACUAUUACAGACUACAAAGGGAAGCACAGCCGCGAGCUGCCCAGUGACACAAGCCUACCAGACGAGCUAAACCACUUCUAUGCUCGCUUCGAGGCAAGCAACACUGAAGCAUGCAUGAGAGCACCAGCUGUUCCGGACGACUAUGUGAUCACGCUCUCCGUAGCCGAUGUGAGUAAGACUUUUAAGCAGGUCAACAUUCACAAGGCCGCAGGGCCAGACGGAUUACCAGGACGUGUACUCCGAGCAUGUGCUGACCAACUGGCAAGUGUCUUCACUGACAUUUUCAACAUGUCCCUGACUGAGUCUGUAAUACCAACAUGUUUCAAGCAGACCACCAUAGUCCCCGUGCCCAAGAACUCUAAGAUAACCUGCCUAAAUGACUACCGACCCGUGGCACUGACGUCUGUAGCCAUGAAGUGCUUUGAAAGACUGGUCAUGGCUCACAUCAACAGCAUAAUCCCAGAAACCCUAGACCCACUCCAAUUUGCAUACCGCCCCAACAGAUCCACAGAUGAUGCAAUCUCUAUCGCACUCCACACUGCCCUUUCCCACCUGGACAAGAGGAACACCUACGUGAGAAUGCUAUUCAUUGACUACAGCUCAGCAUUCAACACCAUAGUGCCCUCAAAGCUCAUCACUAAGCUAAGGAUCCUGGGACUAAACACCUCCCUCUGCAACUGGAUCCUGGACUUCCUGACGGGCCGCCCCCAGGUGGUAAGGGUAGGUAACAACACAUCUGCCACACUGAUCCUCAACACGGGGGCCCCUCAGGGGUGCGUGCUCAGUCCCCUCCUGUACUCUCUGUUCACCCAUGACUGCAUGGCCAGGCACGACUCCAACACCAUCAUUAAGUUUGCCGACGACACAACAGUGGUAGGCCUGAUCACCGACAACGAUGAGACAGCCUAUAGGGAGGAGGUCAGAGAUCUGGCCGUGUGGUGCCAGGACAACAACCUCUCCCUCAACGUGACCAAGACAAAGGAGAUGAUUGUGGACUACAGGAAAAAAAAGAGGACUGAGCACGCCCCCAUUCUCAUCGACGGGGCUGUAGUGGAACAGGUUGAGAGCUUCAAGUUCCUUGGUGUCCACAUCACCAACGAACUAUCAUGGUCCAAACACACCAAGACAGUCGUGAAGAGGGCACGACAAAGCCUAUUCCCCCUCAGGAGACUAAAAAGAUUUGGCAUGGGUCCUCAGAUCCUCAAAAAAUUCUACAGCUGCACCAUCGAGAGCAUCCUGACUGGUUGCAUCACCGCCUGGUAUGGCAACUGCUUGGCCUCUGACCGCAAGGCACUACAGAGGGUAGUGCGUACGGCCCAGUACAUCACUGGGGCAAAGCUCCCUGCCAUCCAGGACCUCUAUACCAGGCGGUGUCAGAGGAAGGCCCUCAAAAUUGUCAAAGACUCCAGUCACCCUAGUCAUAGACUGUUCUCUCUGCUACCGCACGGCAAGCGGUACCGGAGUGCCAAGUCUAGGUCCAAAAGACUUCUCAACAGCUUCUACCCCCAAGCCAUAAGACUCCUGAACAGCUAAUCAUGGCUACCCGGACUAUUUGCACUGCCCCCCCACCCCAUCCUUUUUACGCUGCUGCUACUCUGUUAAGUAUUUAUGCAUAGUCACUUUAACUCUACCCACAUGUACAUAUUACCUCAACUAGCCGGUGCCCCCGCACAUUGACUAUGCAACGGUACCCCCCUGUAUAUAUAGCCUCCCUACUGUCACUUUAUUCUAUUGUAUAUAUAGCCUCCCUACUGUCACUUUAUUUUUUUACUUCUGCUCUUUUUUUCUCAACACUUUUUUGUUGUUGUUUUAUUCUUACUUUUUUGUUUAAAAUAAAUGCACUGUUGGUUAAGGGCUGUAAGUAAGCAUUUCACUGUAAUGUCUGCACCUGUUGUAUUCGGCGCAUGUGACCAAUAAAAUUUGAUUUGAUUUGAUUCUGUUGUACUUUGUGAUCUACUAGCUUUAUGUAAAACAGUAUUCCCUGGCCUCCCUCUAACUGAGAGAAUGCUUUGUGCUCUCUCUCUGUCUCCAGGGUAACUUUGGGAAGGUGAUGCUCUAUGUGUAUGACCCAGCCAACGACGGGACAGGGGACUAUGUGGCAGUGAAGGCCCUGAAGCAUGAGGGAGGCAGCCAUCUCCAUGAAGGCUGGAUGAAGGAGAUUGAGAUCCUCAAGUCUCUUUACCACAGCAACAUAGUCAAGUACAAAGGCUGCUGCUCUGAGCUGGGUGAGUAGCAUGUGAUCCAGUCAAGCUCACCUGUCUGUCAUCCACCUGAUGUAUAUGACCAGCAGUCUCAUUUUCAUACAAUGCUUGUUUAUUACGUUUCUUGCUUGGCUCCUUCCUACGUAUUACAUGUUCAUGUGUGGGGGUUUCCAGCAUCUGUUCACAUAUACAGUAAACAUGUGUAGGGUAGCAUCUGUAUGUAUGAGUGUAAAUGCCUGUUUUGUUGUUGUCUCUCCACAGGAGGGCAGAUGGUACAGCUGAUUAUGGAGUACCUACCCCUGGGCAGCCUCAAAGAGUACCUAUUCAAACACCGCCUGGGCGUGGCUCACAGCCUCCUCUUUGCACAGCAGAUCUGCCAGGUGAGACAAGAGCACUGCAUGGGGGGCUGGUAAUAUAAAGAUAUACAGUGCUAUGAAAAAGUAUUUGCCCCCUUUCUAAUUUUCUCUACUUUUGCAUAUUUGUGAUACUGAAUGUUAUCAGAUCUUCAACCAAAACCUAAUAUUAGAUAAAGGGAACGUAAGUGAAUAAAUAACACUACAAUUACAUAUUUAUUUAAUAAACAAAGUUAUGCAACACCCAAUUCUUACUGUGGAAUGCAGUGUUUGGUUUUCGCCAGGCAUAAUGGGACCCAUCUCAUCCAAAAAGUUGACUCAAGUUUGCCAAAAAGCACCUGGAUGAUCAUCAAGACUCUUGGAAGAACGUUCUAUGGACAGAUUAUUCAAAAGUAUAACUUUUUGGACAACAUGGUUCCAGUAAUGCCUGGCGAAAACCAAACUCUGCAUUCCACAGUAAGAAUAUUUUACCAAAGGUCAAGCAUGGUGGUGGUGGUGUGAUGGUUUGGGGAUGCUUUGCUGCCUCAGGACCUGGACGACUUGCCUUACUAGAAGGAACCAUGAAUUCUGCUCUGUAUCAGAGAAUUCUACAGGAGAAUGUCAGACCAUCCGUCUGUGAGCUGAAGCUGAAGCGCAGCUGGGUCAUGCAGCAAGACAAUGAUCCAAAACACACAAUCAAGUCUACAUGAAAAUUGCUAAAAAGCAACAAAUUGGACGUUUUGGAAUGGCCUAGUCAAAGUCCAGACCUAAUCCCAAUUGAGAUGUUGUGGCAGGACUUGAAACGAGCAGUUCAUGCUUGAAAACCCACACGUCACUGAGUUAAAGCAGUUCUGCAUGGAAGAGUGGGCCAAAAUUCCUCCACAGCGACGUGAGAGACUGAUCAACAACUACAGGAAGCAUUUGGUUGGAGUCAUUGCAGCUAAAGGUGGCACAACCAGUUAUUGAGUGUAAGGGGGCAAUUACUUUUUCACACAGGGGAAUUGGGUGUUGCAUAACUUUGUUCAUGAAAUAAAUAUGUAAUUGUUGUGUUAUUUGUUCACUUAUGUUCCCUUUAUCUAAUAUUAGGUUUUGCUUGAAGAUCUGAUAACAUUCAGUAUCACAAAUAUGCAAAAGAAGAGAAAAUUAGAAAGGGGGCAAAUACUUUUUCAUAGCACUGUACGUAAUCUAGAUUCCUUCUAAUGUUCUGUUUAGUUCUAUGGCUGGUAUACUGUUUGGGUUCAAUUUGAAGAUUUGCUAUCCAAUAUUGGAAUAUUGUUUUAUACAGCAAAGGAUGAAAGUACUGUAUUUUCUUCUCUAACCACCACUCUCUUUGGCCUUGGCCUCCCUCAUCUCUCCUCCUGCUGUUUUUCCUCUCCUUUUAAGGGGAUGGAUUACCUGCACUCCAGGCGAUACAUCCACCGGGACUUGGCUGCCCGGAACGUACUGGUGGAAAAUGAGCAUCUGGUGAAGAUUGGGGACUUUGGCUUGACCAAAUACAUCCCAGAGGGAGAUGUUUACUACCGUGUGCGUGAGGAUGGAGACAGCCCUGUGUACUGGUGAGUCCUGGAGCCAUUGAGCAAUUACUUCCCUGCUGGGCUCUUGGCUGCUAAUUUAGAGUCCAGAUGUGUGCAUUAAAAAGGUGUCUUACAGUAACCUUUGACUAAUUCUACAGGUAUGCGAUUGAGUGUCUGAAGGAGAGCAAGUUUUCCUUCUCUUCAGACAUUUGGUCCUUUGGCGUGACACUCUAUGAGGUCCUGACCCACUGUGACAAUCGUCAGAGCCCUCCAGCGGUACGAAACCACACCCUCUGUCUCUCUCAACCAGCUCAGUCUAAAUCUGCAUGAUCCAUUUAAUCAAGGCCACCAACCCUUUACAUAAUAGUGAUGCAGUCAGUGUGUGGUUUGGUGAGUAUUUAUUGUGACGUGUGCGUUUGUAUGUGUUUUUUAUAGAAGUUCAUUCAGAUGAUGGGGAACGUGCAGGGUCAGAUGACGGUGAUGGUGCUGAUCAAGCUGCUGGAGAAACACAAUAGGUUGCCCUGCCCCCGAGACUGUCCUCCUGAGGUAAAGCAUACAGCUAAACACUCACACAGUCUUCAUUAUUUCUGUAGGCCAAAUGCACCUAGGGAAAUGAACAUGUCUUGUUUUCAACAGGUGCACAUGUUGAUGCAGCAGUGUUGGGACUUUGACCCCGCGAGAAGGCCAUCUUUCAAAUCCCUCAUUGAGACCAUUGAAGCGAUUCGCAAGACGUAUGAAUGGCAACCCAAUGUGCAGCUGGCCCAAAUUAGCCAA
Coregonus sp. 'balchen' is the source of this 14191-nucleotide messenger RNA. NCBI's taxonomy places the organism in Eukaryota, Metazoa, Chordata, Actinopteri, Salmoniformes, Salmonidae. The record is from the annotation of a GenBank genome assembly.